AUGCUUUCCUUUCAUUUCUGGCAGUCCCAGGGUCGACCCGCAGAUGCUACUUUUUUGGUGGCUGAUGGCAUUCAGACCCCCAGCCGCCGGUGCCAGACAAGCAACUGGACAGGACAGCUCAGCAACACGACACUGGCCACAGUCGCGGCCAGAGCCCCAGCCCCCUGGCCACAGACCACCACUGCUGCCUCUCCCGGGAGUCUUCCCACCUCCCUCCGGCUUGUCAAGGCCCCAUCGCAGGGGUUGAAGAACUGGGCGGUGGUGGCAGCUGUGGCAGUGGUACCUACAGCCCUGGGGCCAGCCCAGGCACGUGGGACCCUGCUUCAGGCUACUCUGCGGCCCCUCCAGGACCAGAGGGGGACCCAGGAGAGUCCCGGCGCUCACCCCUGCAUCUUCUUGUCGCUGAAACCUGGACAGGGGCUCCGAAUGGAAGACGGCACUCCUGACUUGGACUCUCAAGCCAGCCUGGUGGCUACGGAGGACCCGAUGACCCGAGCUCAAAACAGCCCUGAGCGCAGGCAGCAGCUGCGGCCGCCUCCCGAGCCUUCAGCCUUCUCGCAGAGCGAAGCUAAGUAUGUGGAGAUGUGUGCUUCAGCUGGGGUCCGGAGGGAGAGUCCCCAGACCACGAAACUGCCGUGGGAGCACGGCCCUGGGGAGAAGGCCUCGAAGGGCCCAAACGGAAAAGCCCAACUUGAAGCCAGCAGUCAUGAGCGUGAGGCUCCAAUGCCAGGGAAGAGUCCUUCUUCCUCCCAACACCCCGGCUCCCGCAGCACUGGUGAGAGUGGUGACUUCUCCUCUUCCUCCUCUUCCCCUGUGGACCGAGCAGAAGAGGAUGACCUUUCCAAAACGGAUGAUCGUACCAGGUUAUUGGGGGCUUUGACCACCUCCUCUUCAUCGUUAGGCUUUGAGAGUGAGACCGAAAUGGGCUGCCAACCCAAGGGAGAAGGGGUGAAAAGUGGAGCAAGAGCAGGGGAGGAAGGAGGAGGAGGAGGGAUCAGAGAUGGAGCAGAAUGCAAAGACAUUAUUGCCAAGUCCCAGGGCAAGAGGGACCCCCCGAGAAAUGAGGAGACACACUACAUCACCACCCAUGAGAUCCAGUUGAGUGAGGUAGAGCAGGACAUGGAUUUCGACGUGGGGCUGGCUUCCCGCUGGGACUUCGAGGACAACAACGUCAUCUACUCGUUCGUGGACUAUGCUUCCUUUGGUGGCAGUGACGAGACCCCGGGAGACAUCACCACCCCCACCGAAGAAGAUGAUGAGAACAGCUGCUACCUCAGCACCACUCCCAGCACUAACACCACCCGGACGCCCAGCCCCACCAGCAGCGACCUGGCUCGCCCCAGAGCAGGCAGCAGUGGUCCCGACACCAGCAGCACGGAAGUGGGCAGUGGCCCCUCUGACGGUGACACUGUUCCCCCACCCACUGGGCCUGGCACUGCCUCUCAGCCCUUGCUGGAGCUCCCGCAGGCAGCCUCAGGGGCACCCGCCGCUGCCACAAGCAGCUGCGGGAGUGCAGCAAGCCAGAUCCUCCUAUCAAUCAAGCCAACUUCCCGGGCUAUAAAUGAGCCUAGCAACGUGCGUGCAAAGCAAAACAUUAUUUAUGCUGCCAAGCAUGAAGGCGACAUGAGCCUCCGUGUCUCUACAGCUGCUGAACACAAUUCAAGUUCACUGAAGCAAAACUCGGCUGCAGCCGUGGCUCAGGACCAUGCAAAGAAAUUCAUUGCUGUCCCUGCUCGCCUGCAAACCAGGUGCGGGGCCAUCCGGGCAAAGGAGCUGGUGGACUAUUCCAGUGGAGCCUCCAGUGCGGUGAGCGAGCUAGACGAUGCAGACAAAGAAGUGAGGAACCUGACCUCUCGGGCCUUCCGGAGUCUCGCUUACCCCUACUUUGAGGCUCUGAACAUCAGUUCCCGAGAAUCCUCCACCACACUCUCCGAAGUGGGCUUUGGACGCUGGUCAACCUUUCUGGACUUAAAAUGCGGAGGAGUUGGAGCCAGGGUGGAACAGAGCCUUCUCAGGAGCAGUGCGGCCUCCGUGGCUGCAGGUCUGAGGAAGGGUGGUGCUGCUCGGGCAGCUGCAGACCAGCUCUACAUCCAGUCCAAGAAGUCCCAGACCAAGGCCUUGGAGUUCGUGGUCAGCAAAGUCGAGGGAGAAAUUAAACACGUGGAGACACCUCUGUGUUUCCAGAAACAGGUUCAGACUGGCUCCCGCGUGGUCACGCUGCUGGAACCCCUGAAUUUACGCAGUGAAAGCAAAGCCAGCUCAGCUACUGGGCCCUGCAAGAUCAUCAAAGGCUCCAGCAAGGGUCCGGGGUCCGUGUACACAGAUGACGGCUCAGAGGCAUCUGAGAGCAACAAGCCUGCCUCCCGCAGUGGCGGCCCCCAAAAGAAGUCCAAAUUUGCUUCCAGUCUGCUCAAAAAUGUCAUUUCCAAGAAGAUGCAGCGGGAGCAUGAGUUCAAAAUGGAGAGGGGAGAAGUCACUGACACAUCCCACCGCAACCUCCCUGGCACGUCCAAGGAGGCAGAAGGGCCUCCCGGGGCCGAGAAGCAGCGGGACAGGGGUCUGCAGAGGCAGAGCUCUCGACACUCUGAGACGGGCUCUGAGUACACUGUGGUGAGCGUGUCUGAUGGAGCUGGAGAGGGGUCCAUUGCUGGGUCUAAAUCCCCAGUUUUCAAAGCCAGCACCCCUCGAGAGAGCAGCGCAGGCUCUGGACGAAAUGUCUCUGAUGGACACAUAGAAGUGUGUGAAAUUAAGAAGAGCGCUUCAGAGACUGUGAAGGGGAUCUUCCUCCGCAGUCAGAACAGUGCCUUCCGGACAUGGAAGGAGAAAGAAGCUGAGAAGCGCGAGGAGAAAGCCCCCAUUGGGAAGCUGAAGCUCCCCAAAGGCGGGGACUGGAGGGCUGAUCUUGGGGAGAUCUCUGCCAGCAAGUCUACCAUCAUGUCUCGCCUCUUCGUCCCCAAUAUCCAGCAGACACCCAAGGACAAGCAGCCAGAGAAGCAGGCCACCAAGUACCCUGCUGCUGCCCAGGCCACCUCCAUGGCAGUGAUCAGACCCAAGGCUCCUGAAAUCAAGAUUCGGCUGGGGAGUGUACAACAGCCAAGCGGUGACUUCAACAUUGCCAAGUUGCUUACACCCAAGCUGGCCGGAGGCAGCACCUCGAACCUCUUCAAGACGGUUGAAGACAACAGCAGGACGCAGCAGAAACUCUUCCGUGGUGGGGACAAUCUGGAAAAAGUGCCCCAGUUCCAGGUGAGAGAUGUCAGAGACAAGUCCAAAGCCCAAGGGCCUCUCCACCAGGUGAGAGAUGUCAGAAAACUAAUUAAAGGAUCAGGAGAUAGCAGUGACAAGGGCAGUGUCACCCCAGAGCAGGGACUGACAGGGCCCAAUCCCAGGCAGCUGGUGGCUGCAGCUGGUGGAUCCAGAUCUUUGUCCCCAAUAGUGAUUACAUGCCAGGCAAUCGUGAACCAGAGAGAAGACAAUGUGGACCGAGAACCCAGGGAAGGUGUGGGCAAAGCCAGCAGUGGCAGUAGGGUCUUGAACUCCUCCCCUGAAGGAACAGUCUUGGUUCAUAGGGCAUCGGGCAGGCUGCCCGUGGCCACCAUUGCACCUAAUAAACCUGAACAGGGCUCUUACCUGCCUGUGCUCAAGAUUGUCUCCAAGACUUCUGCUCAGAGGACCCCAGAGAAGCUCAAAGAAGAAGAUGUCAAGGAGGAGGGGAAAGCCCCAAAGCCAGCUCGGAAUGCCCUGGAGAAGCUCACAGCUGCCGUGAGGUCCAUGGAGGAACUGUACAGCUUCCACAGGAAUGAGUGGAAGCGCAAGAGCGACCCCUUGCCUGUGAUGGCUGACAGCCAUGUCCUGUCACUCAUUGCCAGUGAGGAGAGGGAAGGGAUAGCUGGUCCCGGAGGAGACCCUGAUAAGCUGGCCAAACGGCUGGGGGAGGUGGAAGAACGGGGCACAGGACACAAAGGUGGUGUGGUCCUGCGAGGGGCCCCCUUAGAACGUCUGCAGCGGAGAAACUCCAACCCCAGUACUGAGAGUGUGUCUGCCCGGGCAGCUGCCUUCGAGAACAUGGCCAGAGAAAGGCCCCGGUCCCUCUACAUCCCCCCAGUCAAUAAAGAUGUGGAGCGAACCCAACCCCUGCAGCCCCUUCCUCCACUCCCCAGCAACAGGAAUGUGUUCACAGUGAGUGCCAGUAGCACACAGAAAACUGGAGGUGUUGCCGGCAAGUUCCCACAAGGGCUUUCUCCAGAGAGCCCUUCAACAGCCAAGGGCAUCAAGUCACAAGGACUCCGGUCCCUCAAGAUCUCCCCAGCUACCAGAGCACCUACAGAUGAGGCCAGCAACAGGAAAAGUGGCAUCAGUUUGGAGAAGAGCAAUAGUGACUGUGAGAAUUACCUGACCAUUCCCCUCAAAGGAAGCUCUGCUUCAGGGGAGCUGCUUGGCAGGCCUGGGGCUGCCAGAGAGGGGCCCCCCAUCUCCUCGGCUGCCACUCUCUGCAGCUUACCUCCACUGAGUGCCCGCAGUCAGGUCCCCACUAGUCCCAAAGGGUCCCAGGUCAGUGGAACCAGCAAGCCAGCUUGGCGUACCAAACCUGACAACCCCCGAGAGACAGUCACUGCCCCCACAGGGCCACAGAGCCCUGAGCAUCCUCCUACUGCUGUCUACCACCAGCAGGCACUGCCCUUUACACUCCAGGGGGCCCAGCCUCAGGUCCUCUGCUUCUCCCCACCUGGAAUGCCAGUCCCAGCACCUGCAGCUCCAGCCACAGUCCCCACUGACCCCUUUCAGCAGCCACAGCCACAGCAAACUCAGCGUAAAAUGCUUCUGGAUGUGACCACUGGCCAGUACUAUCUGGUGGACACUCCAGUCCAACCCAUGACCAGGAGAUUGUUUGACCCUGAGACUGGGCAGUAUGUGGAUGUGCCCAUGACCUCCCAGCAGCAGGCUGUGGCACCCAUGUCCCUACCUGUGCCCCCGCUGGCCCUGAGUCCUGGGGCCUAUGGACCGACCUAUAUGAUCUACCCCGGAUUUCUGCCCACGGUGUUGCCCCCCAAUGCCCUGCAGCCCACACCCAUAGCUCACGCUCCAGGGGGCAGUGAGCUCUCCAUGACAGCAGAGACUCCCAGCAAAGAGGCAGCUACAUCAUUCACCGAGGCCCCCUACUUCAUGGCCUCUGGUCAGUCCCCUGCCUCCUCUUCCUCCUCAGCUCCAGCGGCCACAUCCCAGCUUGUGGGGGCCAAGGGCUUUGCCCAGCUGCAAGGCAAACCUGUCAUCAGCAUUACUUCACAGCCUUUGGGGCCACGGAUCAUUGCUCCCCCUUCCUUUGACGGCACCACCAUGAGCUUUGUGGUGGAGCACAGAUGACAAGGAGUCAGGAGAAAGAAAGGAGCAGCUUCUGGAGCAAGACAGAAAUAUGGACUGUUCUUUAACCUGAAAGUUG
Molecule: messenger RNA, 5437 nt
Organism: Nannospalax galili (Upper Galilee mountains blind mole rat)
Lineage: Eukaryota; Metazoa; Chordata; Mammalia; Rodentia; Spalacidae
Gene: CUNH4orf54
Product: chromosome unknown C4orf54 homolog
Exons: 2
Coding region: 1-5361 (1786 amino acids)
Source: RefSeq, a predicted model, not a curated record